AGCUGAGAGAGAGAGAGAGAGAGAGGAAGAAAUAAUGGCACAAGUGAUGAAGCCAGUGGGGGAAGAGAUCAAGGCGGCGGAUGGUAGUGGUGGGAGCGGAUCUUCGGACGCUGCGGGGAUAGGACAUAUAACCAUUGACUUAAUAAAAAAAACUGACGGAGAUACAGAUUUCAAACUUGGGAGGUUCUUGGAGGAGCCGGAUUCACAUAAGUUCCGCUGUCCUCAUUGCAAUGCUUGCAUCGAAAAUAUUAAUGUCGUUCGUCGGGGAGAACCGGGGCCAAUAAUAACAACUCCUGGUGAUCCUCGGGGGCCAAUAACAACAUAUCCUGGUGAUCCUCGGGGGCCAAUAACUACAAAUCCUGGUGAUCCUCUGGGGCCAAUACCAACAAAUCCUGGUGAUCCUCGGGGGCCAAUAACAACAUAUCCUGGUGAUCCUCAGGGGCCAAUAACAACAAAUCCUGGUGAUCCUCUGGGGCCAAUACCAACAAAUCCUGGUGAUCCUCGGGGGCCAAUAACAACAUAUCCUGGUGAUCCUCUGGGGCCAAUACCAACAAAUCCUGGUGAUCCUCGGGAGCCAAUAAUAUGCGCCUCCUGCAGCAGCUUUCUGGUUUUCAUAGGGGAUAAACUCACCGCUAUGUGUAACCCGCAGCGGCACCCGGAGCCUGAGCCUGGCGUACCUGCAAAGAAAUGGGACAUUCUAAAAAGCAUUGUGUAUGGUGGUUUACUAGAAUCAAUUGCAAGCCUCACCGUUGUAACAUCUGCAGCCGGUGCUGAUGCUACCGCAUUGAAAAUUUUAGCUUUGGGAUUGGCGAAUGUGAUUGGUGGACUCUUUGUGAUUGGACAUAAUCUUAUGGAACUUAGAAAUGAAUCAAAUGAUCAAUCUGGAGGGCCUAGUACUGCUAAUGAAGAAACGGGUCGUUAUCACCGAGAACUGGGUCUAAAAGAGAAUUUCAUACGUCAUGCAACAGUGGCCGUUUUGUCAUUUCUCCUUUUCGGCUUAGUGGCUCCUGUGACUUACAGCUUCUCAUUUCUUAAGAGCGGCAACAAGGAUCUCAAGCUCGUAGCAGUUGCAGCAGCUUCUCUGGUGUGCAUCACUGUGCUUGCUAUUGGAAAAGCUUACACCCAAAAGGCAUCCGGUUUUUUUGGGUACAUCAAAACCGUGUCGUCUUUUGUUAUUCCCGGGUUUAUGGCAUCAGGAGUGUCUUACGUAGUUGGUGAUCUAAUCGAGAAGCUCUUGGAGAAGCUGGGUUUGUUUGAGUCAAGUUCAGCUUUCGCCCUGUCCCUUCCUGGGACUGCAACACCAGAGUCCGGAUGGGGAUUCUAUUGAGGAGUGCUGCAAGUUGACUGUUAAAUCUAGAGGAUCCAACCAAUAAAUUAAUGAUUGGGACUGGUGGUAAGAUAUAUUUGCCUUGCGAUACUAGUAUCGGUAGUAUUGCUUUAGCUUUUUUACGUCUAGAUUUUGUUAGCUUGUGAUUUAUUUGUUUAGAUGGACGAGAAACAUGAGCAAACCUGGAUGCUAGUGAUUUAAUUUUUUUGCUGAAAAUUUGCUAUUUUUCUUUUAA
Messenger RNA from Vitis riparia (riverbank grape), 1562 nucleotides. RefSeq names its product membrane protein of ER body-like protein. The transcript is spliced from 6 exons. NCBI's taxonomy places the organism in Eukaryota, Viridiplantae, Streptophyta, Magnoliopsida, Vitales, Vitaceae. The coding region runs from base 35 to 1327 and encodes 430 amino acids. The record is from RefSeq and is a predicted model, not a curated record.